UGUGGAGACAUGGUGUGAUACUAAUCUUUUGUCUCUACACGUGUGUACGUGUGUUUGGUCACUGAUGGUGCUAUAAAGUCUCACACAGAUUGUCACAAAGAGUCAGUCCUAGUCUCCAUCGUCUCUCCUUUCCAACGAGCAGAAGUCAUCAUGGCAACUAAAAUAGUCAUCCAGCAGCCCAAGCCGCUUGUCCUGGCUCCUGGUGCUGACCAAUGGUCCAGUGGCAUCUGCGAAUGUGACAACCUCAAUGACUGUUGCUUUGCGUUCUGGUGCUGCCCAUGUUUCGCCUGCAUCACAGCCAGAGAUCACGGAGAGUGUCUGUGCCUGCCUCUGCUGGACAGUUUUGGCCUCUUCCCACCCAUCACUAUGGCCAUGAGAGUGUCUGUCCGACGCACCUAUGGGAUUGAGGACUCGAUCUGCAAUGAUUGCGUGAUGUCCUUCUGCUGCGGACCGUGCUCCUACUGUCAGAUAAGACGUGAGCUGAUUGCUCGCAACCAACCUGUCACCCUCUUCCGCAACCGAUUGAAGUAAUGAACUUCAGUCACCCUCGGCCCUGAAAAGAAAUAAGCUUUAAGCGUGUUGGAGAAAUGUAAUGUUCUCUGUUUGGAAUUCAGUUCUGAUCCAAGGAAUGAUGUGGAUUUCAGUUGUAGUCUGCUCAGGAAUGAAGUCUGAAAACCCUUCUCUAGAAAUACAUGAUUCUUUAGGAUGACAGACCAUACCCAUGUUUUUAUGUAUUGUAGAUUUGGAGCACAUUGACGUUCUGUUUGUAUCAGUGGUUCAAAGCUUUUGCUUUUAGUUAUGUUGUCCUAAUGUGAUAAAUAUUUGUUAAUAUAUUAUGUCAUUGUACAUGUGUUGAAAUAAAAAAAGUGUUACAAAACGGAA
Puntigrus tetrazona (Sumatra barb) is the source of this 882-nucleotide messenger RNA. RefSeq names its product cornifelin homolog B-like. The record is from RefSeq and is a predicted model, not a curated record. NCBI's taxonomy places the organism in Eukaryota, Metazoa, Chordata, Actinopteri, Cypriniformes, Cyprinidae. Bases 151 to 531 code for a protein of 126 amino acids. The transcript is spliced from 4 exons.